Messenger RNA from Xiphophorus hellerii (green swordtail), 1831 nucleotides. RefSeq lists its product as uncharacterized. Bases 1 to 1575 code for a protein of 524 amino acids. The record is from RefSeq and is a predicted model, not a curated record. NCBI's taxonomy places the organism in Eukaryota, Metazoa, Chordata, Actinopteri, Cyprinodontiformes, Poeciliidae. The transcript has 5 exons.
AUGACGCCUUCUAAGUUUAAGAAUCGCUGCCCUGUAUGUCACCGGCCGUCUUGGCGCCUGCGACGCCACUUGGAUGACGUUCACUGCGUCAGGAACGCCCUGGAGCGAAGGAUCCUGUUGGCGUUUGCCAGAGGGCGAGUGAGCGUUCGCGGCAUGAAGUGCCCCGUCGGCGGCUGCUCGUACGGUGGGUCAAGGGUGGCGCAGCACCUCCAAGACGCUCACCGUGACCUGGGUGCCAAGGAGAAGAAGCGCCUUUUGAGGAAGCUCCAGUGGCGCAAAACGCUGCGGCAGGUGAGAGAACUUCGGGCCUCGGGUCCCGACCCGCCUUUAGCCACCAGGGACCGAGCGCCAGCCCCGCCCGUACGACCUCGGCGGACUCCCCGCAGCGGCCGGAGCCAGAGCCGGAGGAGCUGGAGGAGCCAUGUCUUGUUCCCGGCCGACCGAGCGCCAGCCCUCCACGUUCCACCUCGGCGGACUCCACACAGCGGCCGGAGCCAUGUCUUCUUCCCGGCGGCGGCGACGACGUGCCAUCCGCGGACUCGGCGGCGACGACCGGAGUGCCGGAGAUCGAGGACGAAGAACCGCAGGCCCCGUCCUCGAGCACGCUACAUGAGCCGUGAUAAGACCGAGCUGGGCUCCUGGCGCUUCUUGGAUGACGCCGGACGCAUAAUGGCCUGGCCCGCUGAACUCACCGAGCGGGAGCGGAAGGCCGUAACUACCGUUAAGGUCUACCUGGUAAACACAACCCAAUUCCACGUAUACUUCAUGGAGACGCCUCCGAGAAGCUCCAGGCUGUCCAAGCGGCAGCUCGUGUCCGUGAUGCGAGCUCUGAGGUCGGCUACGUGCCAAAUCGGAACGAAGGUGGUGCUUCGGCAGAUCAAGGUCAAGUCCGAGAAGCUACAGCGCUCCGUAACGCCCGAAAUUCUCCGCAGAUGCAUCGCAAAGUGUCGGGGCUGGAUCCCCAAACUCUUGCUGAGCUCCUCGCAAAAGAAGCACGACGUGGGGCUGAGACAUCUGCUGUACGGGUUCUUUGCCCUUUACCUUAUUUCGCUCUACGGCCAUCGAGCCGGCGUCAUGACCAACCUUACCACCGAAGAGGUCCUGGAGGCCGCGAGGGGGGCCGACUCUUCCUCUCCGGGGGUCGUACUCAAUGUAAAGAACCAUAAGACUGCCCGGGUGUUUGGAUGUGCUCAGGUCUUUCUCACCCACGAGGAACUGGGCUGGAUCCAGCGGUGGAUGGAGAUCCGGGCUCGGCUACGUCCGCAGUGCGAUCUGGUCUUCUUCAAUACCAACCAUCAGCACGUGAACACCAUCACUGCGUUCGCCAGGAACGCGUGGGCAGCGAUGCUACUGCCAGGGAGACCCUCGCUUACCGACAUCAGGACCGCGGUCGCAACGAUGUGCAGGAACACCCACUCCAGUGAUGUCCGGACGCAGAUGUCCCGGGUGAUGUGCCACGACACCCGCACGGCCGACCGAUUCUAUGCGAUGCAGCUGGAUGUCGGCCAAAUGGCGGAGAUGAGGCGCAGAUUUGCCCAGUGCAUGGGAGAUGAAGCUGCAGAAAGUUCACAAUAAACUUUGAAUAAUGCACCAGGAUGUGUCAUGUCUCUUCAUUGUGUGGUGGUGGUGGUGGUGGUGGUUGGGGGGUGGGGGGGGGUUCAAGGUUCCAGUCCCGGCCAACCUCUGGUAAUCUGAUCUGGGCUCCGAACCGAGCCAGAGAGGCACCAGGCCCAUCCAGAAGGACCGAGGAGGAGGAGACUCACUCACCGGACCGGCCAGAGCCCACAGCGUUGCUGCCUCGGAGAUCCAGAGAACCAGAGAGAAGAUCCGG